Molecule: messenger RNA, 757 nt
Organism: Arvicanthis niloticus (Nile rat)
Lineage: Eukaryota; Metazoa; Chordata; Mammalia; Rodentia; Muridae
Gene: Oxt
Product: oxytocin/neurophysin I prepropeptide
Cellular component (GO): secretory granule; extracellular region
Molecular function (GO): oxytocin receptor binding; neurohypophyseal hormone activity; V1A vasopressin receptor binding
Source: RefSeq, a predicted model, not a curated record
CCCCUCCCAAGUCUCUCUAGCCUCUGGUAGCUUAGGCCACCCCUUCCAGGAUGCUUCUCUUUUGAGCUUCAGGUCAUUAGCUGAGGUGAUGACCUUGACCCUAGCCCAGACCCUGCAAAUGAAGGGCCUGCCUCUAAAUAGUGUGGAACCAUUUGACCCAAGAGACCUGCUGUGACCAGUCAUGCAGUCACCCUCUUUAGACAGUGCUUCGCCAUGGCAGUGCCCAGACAUAAAAAGGUUGGGCUAGGCUGGUGAAACCAUCACUUGCGGUGGGUCUCAGACUGAGCACCAACGCCAUGGCCUGCCCCAGUCUCGCUUGCUGCCUGCUUGGCCUACUGGCUCUGACCUCUGCCUGCUACAUCCAGAACUGUCCCCUGGGCGGCAAGAGGGCUGUGCUAGACCUGGAUAUGCGCAAGUGUCUCCCCUGCGGCCCGGGCGGCAAAGGGCGCUGCUUCGGACCGAACAUCUGCUGCGCGGACGAGCUGGGCUGCUUCGUGGGCACCGCCGAGGCGCUGCGCUGCCAAGAGGAGAACUACCUGCCCUCGCCCUGCCAGUCCGGCCAGAAGCCUUGUGGGAGCGGGGGCCUCUGCGCCGCCGCGGGCAUCUGCUGCAGCCCGGAUGGCUGCCGCACGGACCCCGCCUGCGACCCUGAGUCUGCCUUCUCCGAGCGCUGAGCCCACUUUGUGGUGAUACCUUUAGGGCGCUUCCUUCAUUCCCCAUGACCACUGACAGAAAAUAAGAAAGAAAAAUAAAGCAG